UCAUCACCCCAGAUGAUGCCUCUGGUCCUCACUGAAGCUGAGGGAAGGCCUGCAGUGAAUAGCAGCUUUUUUUCCUCCAUAAAUCCAGCUGAUGGCCAGUGCCUACUGGAGAAAUAUAGUGAUCAAUUUUCAGACUGUGACUUUGGACUGCUGGCCAACCUAUAUGCAUGUGAGGGAAAGCCUGGAAAGGUCAUAGAGGUGAGUGCCAAAAGGAGAACAGGUGAGGAGAGCCUUGUGGGUGCUCUUAGGAAGUCCAUGGAGGAGCACUAUCCUGAUAAAAGUCUGGCUCUGGAGGGCACCUUCAUCAUCCAGAAAGGGAAGGCCAAGAUCCACAUCAUGCCAAAGGAGUUCUCAGCCUGCCCACUCAACUCCAACGACAAUGUGAAUAAGUGGCUGAAACACUUUGAGGUCAGCGCACCUCUCAUCUGCCAAACCGUGAUGGUCUCCAGAGACCCUGGUUUGGACCUACGUGUGGAGCACACUCACUGCUUCAGCCACCAUGGAGAGAGUGGCCACUACUACAUAGACACCACUCCUGACACCGUGGAAUACCUGGGAUACUUCAUGCCUGCCGAGUUCGUCUACCGCAUCGACCGCCCCAAGGACACCCACGAUGUUGGGCGAGACUGAAACAUAUGACACUUGACAGUCAAAUCAAUGUUAGAAAGUCUUACCUUUUGAUCUUGAUUAUCUUACUGAAUCAAUGGUUGAUGAUCAUCUACAAAAUAUCUUAUAUUAUGCAUGAUCAAAAGGCAUUAGCUUUGAUGGUUUUACAACAAAGACCAAAUUGUUUUAGUAAAGACAAUACUGUGGACCUAAAACUAAAAGUUUUGAACAAUAACUCAGAAACAUUUCAAGAAUCGUUUGAUAAAAAUGCUUUUGAUUCAAAUAAUUCUAACAUUUCAUUAUGUUGUACUUUAGGGAAUUAACUACCUGUCCAUAAUUUCUACGAUAAAACAGCA
This is a messenger RNA of Coregonus clupeaformis (lake whitefish), 962 nucleotides long. RefSeq names its product ester hydrolase C11orf54 homolog. The record is from RefSeq and is a predicted model, not a curated record. Lineage: Eukaryota; Metazoa; Chordata; Actinopteri; Salmoniformes; Salmonidae. Bases 13 to 630 code for a protein of 205 amino acids. Gene Ontology annotation, cellular component: nucleus. The transcript is spliced from 4 exons. Gene Ontology annotation, molecular function: hydrolase activity, acting on ester bonds; zinc ion binding.